CGUGAGAUGCUAUUUGUGUAAGAACAACAGGGCUACCUCAUGUCUAGGCUCCUUUAAUAUAAGGAUUGUUUGCAUCUGAUGUUCUCCAUUCCUAGUAUCUUCAACCCGUCUUGGGUCACUUAAGACAGCCGUCAUGAGAGGUCGGCAGCUUCGGCUGCUGCCGUUACUGUUUGUCAUCACAUGCGCAUUUGUACAUAUAGCUUGUGGACAGCAAGAGGUCUUGAAUGGCCAACUGCAGCGUCAUGAAGCCCAGCAAGCUCCCGAGUUACAGCUCGAGCAUCCGAAGCCCGUUUCACACAUUGGUAUCCCCAAUGACGAAAGACGAGCGAGUGAUUCAAGGGAAGCGAAUGGUGCCCCGUUAGUGGAGGAAGCGCUUGCCCUUCUGCGGUCACUUGAAGUCCACCGCGAUGGUUUUCCGAUGACAAAGAAAGGCUCCAGUUUAUUUGGCGGAAUCUUUUAUUAUGCGAAAGAAGCAUUCGUUCUUUUGUUCAUGAAAGAUGCACCCCAAGAAGAGGAAUCGAAGACGUCGAACGUGCGGGCCACCGUGGAUCCCAAGUUAUUGACCGCCGUCGAGCUCUUAAAAGCUGCAUCCGAUCAAGGACAUGCAGAAGCAGGCAACAUAUUAGGGGAUCUGAAUUUCUGGGGGAAUUUUUCCUACCCUCAAAACUACAGCGAAGCGUUGAACAGAUACUCGGCGGCUUCCUUGAAGGGCAAUACUGCAGCUCAACACAUGCUCGGGUUUCUUUAUGGUACAGGUUUCGGCGGAGCUGUAGUGCAGGAUCAGGCCAAAUCUUUGUUGUAUCACACUUUCGCUGCUUUAAGUGGAGAGACUCGUUCAGAGAUGACUGUGGCGUUUCGACACUACACGGGAAUCGCCACCCCUCGAAAUUGCGAUGAGGCGGUAUUUUAUUACAAAAGGGUCGCCGACAAAGCGGUACAAUAUUUCAGGUCUGGGCCUCCGGGAGGUCGAGCGUUGGUCAAGGAUUCAUACAGACUAUCUGACGAUGACGGCGGCGUUUAUGGGGAGGGAGCCAGUGUUGUUAGCUCAGGAAUAAACGCCAACAGAGGAAGCCCAAGCACCGAGAGUCAAGCGUCCAUGGACGACGUCUUGGAAUACUUGGAUUUGAUGUCAAGAAAAGGAGACCUGAAAGCCACCUUUGGACUGGGGAAACUGUACUAUGACGGCUCAAGAGUGCUGAGGCAAAACUAUAGAAGGGCUAAAACGUACUUUAUGAUUGUCGCAAAACGCUACUGGGGCAAAGAUGGAAAGAUCAUUGCUGGAGGCGGACCUGGCAUCGAAAAACUUGCUUCAAAGGCCGCUGGAUAUCUUGGUCGAAUGUUCUUGCGCGGAGAAGGAGUAGAGCAGAAUUUUGACAAAGCACUCAUCUGGUUCCGACGCGGCUUGGCGAACGGGGAUUCUCUUUGUCAAUACAGCAUGGGACUCAUGUUUCUCAAUGGUCUGUCUUUACCUAAAGAUCCAUUAAGAGCAGCAGACUAUUUCAAAGCAGCUGCAGAUCAGGAUUUCGCCCCUGCUCAAGUACGUUUCGGGGCGCUCUUAUUAGACCAGGGCGAUGUCCAAGUGGCAACGAAGUACUUUGAACUAGCAGCUCGGCACGGAAACAUUGAAGCCUUUUAUUUUCUUGCUGAGAUCAGUAACCAAGGCAUUGGACGCGACCAAUCGUGUGGCGUUGCAACGACUUAUUACAAGAUUGUUGCCGAGAAAGCUGAGGCUAUCCAUUCCUCAUUCCCGGAAGCAAACCAUGCAUAUGAAAGCGGCGACAGAGACUUUGCCCUCGCUACGUAUAUGAUGGCGGCAGAACAGGGCUACGAGACAGCUCAGGCAAAUGUUGCAUACAUCCUCGAUCACAAGGAAUCCUGGCUGUCCACCAAUGUCUUCUCACGCCUAAGAAAUGCAAGACAGUAUGACUCUCGAUUGCAAGCUCUUGCGCUGAUUUAUUGGACGCGCUCCGCAAAGCAAUCCAAUGUUGAUUCGAUGGUGAAAAUGGGAGAUUAUUACCUUGCUGGAUUAGGUUCAGACCCUGACAGCGAAAAAGCCGCUGCUUGUUAUCAAACCGCUGCCGAAUUUCAGCAAAGUGCUCAAGCGCUUUGGAAUCUGGGGUGGAUGCAUGAGAAUGGAGUCGGUGUUGAGCAAGACUUUCACUUGGCAAAGCGAUUCUAUGAUCAAGCAUUAGAAACAAACUCAGAGGCUUAUCUUCCAGUCACGCUAAGUUUGCUGAAGCUAAGAAUGCGAAGUUUCUGGAACACUGUCACUCAUGGCAGAGUGAAAUCAAUUCAAAGCGAGCCAGUGGUUAAAAAAGAAUGGUCGGUUCGUGAAUGGAUCCACAAUUUCUUAGCGGAAGAUCAGAGCUACUAUAACGAAUUGGAUGAUGAUGACCUUUCAGAUCCCAAUGGUCAAGAAGGGAUGCCCGGAGGCGAUGAAUACUACGACGAUCUCGAUGGCGGUAUGAUGGAGAGCUUGAUCAUUAUCGGUCUUGCGGCGACACUAGCGUUCCUGAUGUUUUACCGUCAACAGCGGCAAUUGAAUCAUCAAAGAGCAGCUGAGCAGCAAAGAAACGCUGGUGGUAAUGCUGCAGGUGAAGCUGGCAGACCGGCAGUUCCUGGCCAGCAACCAGAUGGUGGUUUCUUCCCUCCGCCAGGAGAUCCUGACUUCAAUCGCUGGGUUGCUGGUGCUGUUGCACAUUGAUUUGUUGAUAUAACAGCCAAGCGGUUUCUGAUUGCAAAAAAAGAGCAAAAAGUUGAGCGGCAUGUAUACAAGCAUUAUGGGUUAUUGCAUCAAGAGAGGACGUUUUACUAUAUUUGACCUGCAGGCUAACGGCGAGAAUAUAUUGGGCUGUACCCAAAUUGCCUGCUGGAUCGUAAUUUUCCUUUCCCCUAUUCCUUCACCAAUGUAGAUGAUUAUGACAGGAGAACAGAGUAAAUUGUAUUGUUUUCGAUGAGAUGAUACUCUCAUAAUUGUGUACUUCAAGCACCGCUUCAAUAGCUUCUCGUUAUUUUCGAGCCUCUGGAUGAUGUAACAUAUUGGCCCUACAAAUUAGCCUAAUAAUACGGAGUACGAAGCGUAUCUUCGACAGAAUUCGUAGUUCAAUGCAGUUAGCAGACCGAAAAUAUCUCUUGGCAUCAGC
This is a messenger RNA of Xylona heveae TC161, 3143 nucleotides long. RefSeq names its product ubiquitin-protein ligase Sel1/Ubx2. Lineage: Eukaryota; Fungi; Ascomycota; Xylonomycetes; Xylonales; Xylonaceae. Gene Ontology annotation, cellular component: endoplasmic reticulum membrane. The transcript is spliced from 4 exons. Bases 134 to 2704 code for a protein of 856 amino acids. Gene Ontology annotation, molecular function: protein binding. The record is from RefSeq and is a predicted model, not a curated record. Gene Ontology annotation, biological process: ERAD pathway.